Ilex paraguariensis (yerba mate) is the source of this 2387-nucleotide messenger RNA. Lineage: Eukaryota; Viridiplantae; Streptophyta; Magnoliopsida; Aquifoliales; Aquifoliaceae. The record is from the annotation of a GenBank genome assembly.
CUUGGCAGUUAGGCCGGUACGUACUGUGUACAUUCUGAAAAGACGAAGACAAUGGAGCAAGAUGCCGAGAUGGAGGAGGUAACCGUCAUCAACGGCAAUGCCUCCGCCGCAGACGGUGGUCCUGGGAGGGAAACCGGUGGUAGUGGCGAUGGAGGAGGAGGUGGUGGCGGCGAUGAGGAGGAUGAUGUGGCCAUGGUCGGAGACGGAAACGGAAGCAAUGACCCAGUGGGGAAUAAAAAAUCACUUGACCGAGUUAAAGGACCGUGGUCACUCGAAGAGGACGCUGUACUGAGUCGACUGGUGGGUAAUUUCGGGGCGAGGAAUUGGAGCUUGAUUGCUAGAGGAAUUCCCGGGAGAUCGGGAAAGUCUUGUCGCCUAAGGUGGUGCAAUCAGCUCGAUCCCGCCGUCAAACGCAAGCCUUUUACUGAUGAAGAAGAUCGCAUCAUCCUUCAGGCCCAUGAUAUCCAUGGAAAUAAAUGGGCCUCAAUUGCAAGGCUUUUGCCAGGGAGAACAGAUAAUGCCAUUAAGAACCACUGGAAUUCUACCCUGAGGCGCCGAUGCAUAAAACUAGGCAAGUUUAAGAUGGAUUCCAGCAGGAUGGUGGAGGAUGUUAGUGAAGACAAAUCAAAAGGAUCAUCAGAAGAAACUCUAUCAUGUGGGGAUUUCAAUUCAUUCAGAAGCUUGGAAGCAAAAGAUGUGAGUUCUCGGGAAAACGUAGAUAGUCAAUGUGAAGACAGGCCUCAAACAAAAGGUCAAUUUAGUAUUGAAGCAAAAGAACCUCCUACUCUUAUCCGCCCUCUGGCUCGCGUUAGUGCGUUUAGUGUUUAUAAUCCUUCAGAUGCCCCCGAAACUCUGUUAACAUUUUCAAAACUAGCUCCUAUCCAAGGGCCUUUAAAUGAAGGCUCAAAACCAGAUAUGGGGAUCAUCAAAUUGAUUGAAGGAGCUUAUAGUGAGCGAUUGGUGCCACACCGAUGUGGCCAUGGCUGCUUUGAGACUCUAGGUGGGAGAAACCCUCGGAAGUCUUUCCUGGGGCCUGAAUUUGUCGAUUAUGCAGAGCCUUUGUCCUUUGCAAGUCAUGAAUUGGCUGCCUUAGCCGCAGAUAUCAGUAAUGUCGCUUGGCGCAAAAGUGGUUUGGAGAACAGCAGCAUCAAAGCAAUGGAAAAUGCUACUGGCAGGGUGAUGUGCAAAGGUUCUCACGGCCAAAUGGGAUGUUUUGAGGAGACUGAAAAGGGAAAGAACAGGCUCAUGGGCUUGAUGACUGAUAUGCUAGCAACCCCAAACAGUGGGAAAACUUUUCCGGUAGCUGCAAAAGUUGGGGGCCUGAAUUAAUAUCAGUGCUAGUAGUUGCAUGAUUCACUGCAACACCAAAAGCCUGUGUAUGAUAUAAGGAAUUAGUCAUGCUUACUGGGAGAGUUACAAAGGCUACAUGAACGUAAAGGGCAACAGUGAAUAUCAUUUCAUAGACCUCUCAGUUUAGAGGACAUUUUAACCAGAUUGGUAUUCUAAGAUUUGAAGAAAUUUAGAACUGAGCCCAACUUCUAGUCUUUAACAAACCUGGUCUGAGCUUUCAAGACAACGUGCAAAGGGGAAGUUCUUGGUACUCUAAAUUGCUAGUUUAUUGUCUCUAUAAGUGAUGUGCAUUCACGGACACAUGCACAGAGUUGUUUGAUUAGAUUGGGAUGGUAUAUUUGCAGAAUUCGAUCUACAAUUUGUCUUAGGUCUGCCAUUUGACUUGAUUGUACUGUUAGAAAUGAAGACCUACAGAGUCCAUCUUCCAGUCUUGAACAGACGUGAUCUGAUGCAAUUCCAGAUGUUCCACGAUACAGCUAUCCAUUUUUCUUACUUAAAUGAUACGAAAUUGAUGUAAAGGUGCCUCAUUUUUCUUCCUUUACAAUGCUGAAUUGAUAGAGUUCAUUUUUCAAGGUGGUAGCAUUAGCAUCACCCAUUAAUUCAGAAAGAGUUGAGGCACAUGGUCACGUCAUCACAGAAUGGUGAUUUGGACAACUUGGGUUAGUCAUUCGAGACGUCAACAAGCAAACAUUCAUUGGUUUUGGAAAGGAAGGUAUUGAGUCGGAUUUGACUCGACGCAGUUCAAAUUGUCCAAUACUUUGAAUCAUGAUUGAGAUGUCUAAUUGUUGCUGGAGCUGUCCUAACUGUUGCUGGACUUGUUUUGGCUCUACUAUCUCUGAGCUUGGUUCGUGGCGGUAUCGUGGAAAGAUGCCUCCACAGUUCGAGAUUGGUUGUGUCAGACCAACAACUGGUCCGACCAAUAUGCAAAAAGGUACAACACUGACAUUGUUUAGUGCAUAAGGCUGUCACGCUGGCUUUACCAAAACCGCAAUAAUUGGUUGUGUCCAUCACUGAGUUGUCAUGGCAGUGAGAGUCCA